Parnassius apollo (apollo) is the source of this 912-nucleotide messenger RNA. The record is from the annotation of a GenBank genome assembly. Lineage: Eukaryota; Metazoa; Arthropoda; Insecta; Lepidoptera; Papilionidae.
AUGGAAGGACGUGGUAGAAAGUUGGUCAAUUUAGUAAUGGAUAGACACGAACCAUCAUCUAUUGACACAAUGACGUAUUUAAAUAAUGUCAAUAUUGUUGGUGUUGCUGAUCAGAGUGGGAAUGCCAAUAGAAAUGAACAAGUUGAGAGUAUUUAUUCUGACUUGCCAAGUUUGCGAAACUCUCCGUAUCACAAUGAAGAUAUUUCAAGCAUUUUUAAUUACGUCGCAGAGUAUGACACAAGUAAACACGAAUCAGAAACCUUCGAAUUCCAACCUGUUCGUGAUCUUAAGAAAUCUACAUCAAUUUUAUCCUCAUCUAGCUCUGAUUCUGAAGACUCGACUGCAAGUAAGUCGAUUUUGACACAAGGGAACGUUUCCACAUUAGAACAAGACAACUAUGUCGUUCCUCUUGUGUCUGAAUUGCAGCUCCAUUUACCAGCCAAUAAUAACUCGCAACCAGAAAUAUCUGAAUUAGUUUUACCAAAAUCCAUCGAAAAUAGUGCUAAUGUAGAUGGCAAAUAUUUAAAAUCAGACUGUGAAGAUUUUUCACCAGAUGACAGUGGUGAUGAAUAUCGGCCAGCAAAACGCACUCGCAAAAUGUCUUCAUCUAGUUCAAGCAGUUCCUCUUCAUCGUCAUCAAGCUCAUCAUCAAGCAGGUCCACUUCUUUUCACUCUACUACACGCAGCUCCAACUUAAUGCAAUCUGGCGAGACUCUCGAGAUCACUGAUAUAAAAAACAAGGAGACGAUUUGUUACUUCUGGCAUGAGGCUUUAGGAGGUCGGGGUGCAGUUGAGAUCGGUUCCUGUGCUACAAAUUCCUGCAAAAAGUAUCUGAUAAAUAUCCUAAUUCUGAAGUUACGUUUUAUACCGACAACUGCUGUGGACAGCAGAAGAACAGGUGAGUUGGAUUAA